This is a messenger RNA of Contarinia nasturtii (swede midge), 1041 nucleotides long. Its product is annotated as transmembrane protein 222. The coding region runs from base 164 to 742 and encodes 192 amino acids. NCBI's taxonomy places the organism in Eukaryota, Metazoa, Arthropoda, Insecta, Diptera, Cecidomyiidae. The transcript is spliced from 3 exons. The record is from RefSeq and is a predicted model, not a curated record.
UAAAUUUUUUGAAUUGUUCAUCGAUUGCGUUCUUCGGGCAAGUUCAGUAAAAAAAGUUGUUUAGUUGUUUGUAGUUGUGGAUUUAUUUAGUUUGUUAUUCUAUCAUUCGACGAUAUCUUCACUCCGUUGCAGCACAGCUGUCAAAGUUGUUUUUAUACUGUCGAUGACAUUUUUGAUAUCGGCGCAAAAAGAUCGAAUCCCGGCAACAAUGUCAGCACUAAUGAGCAGCCCAUCGUUGGAUGCUACCAUUACUGCAAUUAAUGUUGAUGCAGAUAGAUAUCCGUUUUGCAUAGUGUGGACAUCAAUUCCAGUGUUAUCCUGGUUCUUCCCAUUUAUUGGUCACAUGGGAAUUGCAAUGUCAAAUGGAGUAAUACGAGAUUUUGCUGGUCCAUACUUUGUAUCCGAAGAUAAUAUGGCUUUUGGACGACCAACACGAUAUCUCAUCUUAGACGUGAAAAAAGUAAAAAACGGAAGUGCGCUUGAGUGGGACGAGAGUAUUUCUAAGGCAUCAGUUGUGUACGGAACUCGUAUGCACAAUCUUUUUUGGGACAAUUGUCAUUCACAUGUUGGUAUGGCGUUGAACAAUAUGAAGUAUGAUGGUUCUACGAAAUGGAAUAUGAUUCGAUUGGCAAGUUGGAUGUUCUUUUAUGGAAAAUAUGUUAGUUUCGGGCGAGCCCUACAAACAUGGCUUCCGUUUUUAAUCAUUCUGAUGGUUUGUGCUAUUUUUGGUUAUUUAAUGUAAAUCGAUGGCGUUUUUUACAGAAUCACAAUGGAAUCAAAAUGAAUUUAUUAUAAAUUCACUCAAUGAUCAAUUAUUCAUUUUAAAAAAAAAUAUCUUGUUCACAAUGGAAUUUCAAAUAAUAUAAAUUCAUAAUAGCAUUGGUAAUUUUAAAAUAAAUGGAAUUCAAUCAACUCACUCCAUAAAGCUAGAUUUUUAAAUAAAACAUCAAUGGUCAUUUAAAUGGAUAUUCUUUUUUAAUUACUCAAAAUUACGAUAUCUGCAUUACUGAUUAAUUAAAAAUAUAUCCAGAAUCCAUAAAA